GUCUUUAUUCCUCUCAAGUCUCAACAUACUCUUCUCGAAAUCGGGAUUCCAUGAACAUGAUGGACAUGGAAACAUCAACGUCUUUCCAUGAUUUUCUCAAUCGCAUGCGACACCCUUCGUCCCUCGACCUCGUUCGGUCCAUCAAGAGCUUUAUAGUAUCAUUUUCAUUUUACCAACCGAAGCCUGAAAAUGAUGGGAAAAAAGUUCAAGACUUCUUUCUUUCAAUGGAAGCUGCAAUCAGAGAUCAUCCACUGUGGACCACUUCCUCUGAAGAAGACAUUGAUUGUGCCUUGGAGGGUUUGGAGAAAUAUAUAAUGACUAAAUUGUUCUCCCGAACAUUCUCUUCAUCUCUUGAGGAUGAAAAGAUUGACAAUGAAAUCUCAGAGAAAAUAUGCUUACUCCAAACUUUUCUGAAGCCUCAACAUUUGGAUAUACCACCAAGUCUUCAUAAUGAACCCUCAUGGCUGCUUGCAGAGAAAGAAUUGUUGAAAAUGAAUGCCUUCAAAGCUCCCCAUGAGAAAGUCAUGUGCAUUAUGAAUUGUUGUAGGGUCAUCAACAAUUUGUUGCUAAAUGCUGCAACGUCUGAGCAUGUGCCAACUGGGGCAGAUGAGUUUCUCCCUGUGCUCAUAUAUGUCACCAUCAAGGCAAAUCCUCCAAAGUUGCAUUCUAACCUCAAAUUUAUCAAGUUGUAUAGAAGGCAAGCAAAACUCAUCUCAGAAGCUGAAUAUUAUUUCACAAAUCUUGUGUCAGCUAAGUCAUUUAUAGUUGACUUAAAUGCUAAAUCUCUUUCAAUGGAUGAAAUCAAAUUUGAGGAGAACAUGCAAGCAGCCAAAUUGACCAAUAAAGUCACCAGUGAAUCAUCUUCUACAUGUCAACUGAACCAACAAGAGAAGAACGAGUGUAGUUGUUCAAUGAAAAUGCACAACAAACUUGAUGACCCUAGAGUUUUUCAAGUUUUGAAUAAUAGAUCAAACUAUCCUUACAUGGAAGCAAAGAGCAAAGAGCUAACCGUUGGAGACGUGGACACAUUAUUAAAUCACUACAAGGAUUUAGUUGCUAAGCACACAAUCUUGUGCAAAGCAAUUAGUUUCCUUUCAACAUCAGAGAGAGAACCCCUUCUUCGUCAUUUAGAAAAGCAAGGAGCAGGAACACUGAUUUUGCAACACCAUGGGAUCAACACAGACACAUGUGAUCCACACCCACAACAAGAUAAUUAAUUGACAAUUAGAAUGUUCAUAUAUAUAUAAUUACUUUUGUAGUAAAUGAAUCCAACUCCACUAAAGUAAACAACUCAUUUUAAAUGAUAAAAUACAUUAUUUUAAUUGUCUGACAAAAACUCAACAAUAUAUCAAGUACAUAUGUAUAA
Molecule: messenger RNA, 1366 nt
Organism: Cajanus cajan (pigeon pea)
Lineage: Eukaryota; Viridiplantae; Streptophyta; Magnoliopsida; Fabales; Fabaceae
Product: vacuolar protein sorting-associated protein 9A
Biological process (GO): vesicle-mediated transport
Cellular component (GO): endocytic vesicle; cytosol
Molecular function (GO): guanyl-nucleotide exchange factor activity; small GTPase binding
Source: RefSeq, a predicted model, not a curated record